UUCUCAAUAACACGGUUUUUUUUAGUACUUAAACUGGCAGAGCUCCAAGACUGUAAAAAUAAUCCGUCGUCUCACAAGAAUGCAUAGAUUAUUUUUUAAAACGUUCACUGGGCUGUCUAUCUUUGUCCGACUUUUAAAAAAGUAUUAUGUUGCAAAAACAUUGAUUUAUGCUCGACACAUGGAGGAUCAAAGGAUAUCCUGAGUAAUAACGAUAUCUCCGAUUAACGCAAACUCGAAGAACUCAAGAACGCCCGAUUGUUCCCCAGGAGUCCUCCUCGAUUUAUAGAAAUUUAAUAAAUCUACGUGGGAUUUACGAAGCGAGAUCGAGACAGUCCCCCCUUGAUAUUCGAGGCGCGAGAUGCGGAGCUGCCGUCGUUGCAAAACGGUGCAUCAGGACCUGUAUCUUGGCGCGCGACGUGGUCCACGUUUCCAUGUGGAAGAAUAUAGGGCCAUAAGACUGCUUAGUAGGUAUUAAUAAGCAAAUGGAAUAAUUAAGAGAAUAGUGGAGCAGUUUGGGUAGCAUUCUGAGUGGUAGGAUUGCUUGGAGUGAGUACGAAGGAUCUCGAAUUCGAAUCCCGGUUGGAUCCGUUAAUUUUUCCGUUGUAUACAGGUAUGUGUUUGCGAGCGCUCGUUUUACACGCUCGUAUGCUGAUGUUAGUGUUGCAGAACGAGCGGGGCAACACACGGCUGGGGUCCCAUCGGGGCCUGGCGAGGCAGAGGAGGAGGAGCAGAGAAGAGGAGCGCAUAGAAGAAGCAAACAGCACCAGGCAGGCGGCAAGCAGCAGUGCCGGCCCCGCUCUGGGCCCGACGGGGGGACCUGGGGUCACAUUCCAAGAUGGCUGUGCCUGAGGAAUGCAGUGGGUGCCCCCCUAAGACGCCUGCCUCCCUCCUUUUUUAUUAAUCGGUCCCAUUUGCCCGUUCUAGCGAAAAGAAACCCCCUUAUUACCGCUCGCGCGCGGUGAAACAAUGUAACGCGCAUACACGCAGAGUUUAGUUUGCCAGCCGACGCCGAAGGAAGGUGCCGAGGUGAGUCCCAUAGGAGAGAGAGAGCGGGACAGAGAGAGAUAGAGGCAUCGCACGUUUAAUCCGCGGCCUGAUCUUCAUGCCAGCACGUCGCAGAUGAUGCUCAUGCCAGAGGAUGCUACUAGCUCGUCUUAAGCAAUGUCUCAUAGGGAUAUCUCUGAGGUGGAGCCCGAAGGUACGUCGGCCUUGGCCGCUGGAUCCAGGACACUAUUCUUAGAAACGGUACGCAGGAGUAACGCAGCGUGCCAGAAUGGAGAUUACGCACUGGCCGCGACAUUGUAUACGGAAGCCCUCGCCCUGGAUCCCCUCAGUCAUGUGUUGUACUCAAAUAGAUCGGCCGCCAGGCUCAAGAUGGGAUUAUUUGCGCUCGCGUUGCAAGAUGCUGUCCGAGCUACCGAACUAAGUCCGCAGUGGCCAAAGGCGUACUACCGGCAAGGAGUAGCGCUGCAAUGCCUAGGACGUCACGGAGAGGCACUCGUUGCCUUCAGCACGGGAUUAGCUCACGAUGCGUCCAAUCAUCAAUUAUUAUCAGGGUUGGUAGAAGCAUCACUAAAGUCUCCGCUGCGACCAACUUUAGAGCCGACGUUUCAACAACUACGCGCAAUGAAACUUGACGAGUCCCCAUUCGUUGUUAUAUCCGUGGUCGGUCAGGAACUACUCGGAGCUGGACAAUACAGGGCAGCCGCUGGCGUACUGGAGGCCGCGCUCACUAUCGGUUCGUGUAGUUUAAAAUUGAGAGGUUCUGUAUUCUCCGCUCUGUCUAGCGCGUACUGGGCAUUGAAUUCUCUGGAUAAGGCAAUCAAUUACAUGCAGCAAGAUCUAGAAGUGGCACGUUCUCUGGGAGACACUCAGGGCGAGUGUAGAGCCCACGGAAAUUUAGGAUCCGCUUAUUUCAGCAAAGGCAGCUUUAAGGAAGCUUUAACGGCUCAUAGGUACCAACUUGUUCUAGCUAUGAAAUGUAAAGAUACGCAAGCGGCGGCCUCGGCCUUGACCAGUCUGGGGCACGUUUACACGGCAAUCGGCGAUUUGCCGAACGCUCUGGCUUCCCACAAGCAGUGUGUGCAAUUAGUAAAGCAAAUGGGAGAUCGACUGCAGGAGGCUCGCGAGAUCGGUAACGUUGGGGCGGUUUACUUGGCGAUGGGAGAGUUCGAGAGCGCCGUCGACUGCCACACGCAACAUCUGAGGAUAGCCAGGCGGCUCGGUGAUCGCGUGGAGGAGGCAAGGGCUUUCAGUAAUUUGGGAUCGUCUCAUCACUAUCGGAGAAAUUUCGGGCAGGCGAUGACUUAUCAUGAGAAUGUUCUGAGAAUAGCUCAGGAACUCGGGGAUAGAGCAAUAGAGACCAGAGCGUACGCAGGAUUAGGUCAUGCUGCCAGAUGUGCAGGUGACUUGGCGCAAGCCAAGCUCUGGCAUCAGAGACAGCUUGACGUCGCGUUAGCUACGAAAGACAAGGUAGCCGAGGGACGAGCCUGUAGUAAUCUAGGCAUAGUGUAUCAGUUACUCGGCGAGCACGACGCUGCUUUGAAAUUACAUCAGGCACACUUGGGAAUCGCAAGAUCGUUGGGAGAUAAGGCUGGUACAGGUAGAGCGUAUGGAAAUAUCGGCAAUGCUUAUAACGCCUUGGGCUAUUACGAACAAGCCAUCAAGUAUCACAAGCAGGAAUUAACGAUAAGCAAAGAGGUAAACGAUCGUAGCUCAGAAGCCAGCACGCACGGAAACCUAGCAGUCGCGUAUCAGGCUGUGCAAGGUCACGAAGCAGCAUUGAGACACUAUAGAGCUCACCUUGCUAUAGCGCGCGAACUGAAAGACACGGCCGGCGAAGCGUGUGCUCUGCUAAAUCUCGCUAAUUGUCUAUCUUCACGCGGCAGAUUCGAAGAGGCGGUGCCAUAUUACGAGCAGUAUCUAAUGCUGUCGCAAGAAUUGCACGAUGUUGAAGGGGAGGCCAAAGCAUGCCAUUUUUUAGGAUAUGCUCAUUACUGCCUAGGAAAUCAUCGGGAAGCGGUCAGAUACUACGAUCAGGAUUUAGCACUAGCGAAGGAUCUGCAAGAUAAAUCUGGAAUGGGUAGAGCCUACUGCAAUCUGGGACUAGCUCACUUGGCACUGGAAAAUCUGGACACUGCUCUGGAGUGUCAAAAAUAUUAUUUAGCAAUUGCGCACAUGACCAAGCAUCUGGCUGGCAAGUUUCGCGCUCUGGGAAAUAUCGGCGACUGCUUGUUGCGCAUGGGAGAGAUCGACGAAGCUGUCAAGAUGCAUCAACGUCAAUUGAACUUGGCACGUCAAGCGGCCGAUCGAUGUCUCGAAGCGGCUGCCUAUGGCGCAUUAGGGAUUGCUCAUCGAGCUACAAAGAAUCUAGACAAGGCUCUCGGUUUUCAUACGCAGGAAUUAACGCUGAGGCAAGAAGCUGGUGACCUGCGCGGCGAAUGCAGAGCACAUGGAAACCUGGGUGCUGUGCACAUGGCGCUGGGACAGUACACUCAUGCGGUCAAAUGUUAUCAAGAACAAUUGGAGAGGGCGAAGGAGCUAGCAGAUUCUGGAGUCGAAGCUCAAGCACUAGGAAAUUUGGGCAUAGCUAGACUUAAUAUGACGCAUUACGAAGAUGCUAUCGGUUAUUUUGAGCAGCAGUUAGCAACUUUAGAACCGUUAACUACUGGCACUGCUUUACUCGACAAAGCCCGAGCACUCGGAAAUUUGGGAGACUGCUACGAGGCCUUGGGUGAUCUAGAAGAAGCUAUCAAAUGUCAUGAACAACAAUUGACAGCUGCUACGAAGCUGAAGAGCAUAAGAGAUCAGGAGAGAGCUUACAGAGGAUUGGGAAGAGCUCGCGAGGCUACCGGGAACUUACAGGAAGCCUUAGUAUGUUUCGAAAAGAGAUUGGUGGCCGCUCAUGAAGUGGACAGUCCUGAGGCGAGAGGUGCCGCUUACGGUGAUCUAGGUAGGGUACACGCCGCGUUAGGUAAUCAUGAACAGGCUGUUAGUUGUUUGUCGCAUCAACUGGCUCUCGCUCGUGGCCUCGGUGACAAAGCAGCUGAGGCUGAAGCCGCCAGCGGUUUGGGAGCAGUACAUCUUCUAAUGGAUGAUCCGAACUCCGCGUUACGUCAUCAUCAGUUGGAGCUGUCGAUUGCCGAAGGUUUGGACGCGGCUGGAUUGCAAGCUCGCGCCUGUGCCAAUUUGGGAGUGACCCAAGAAACGUUGGGCCAAUAUGAGGAAGCUAUAAGGUUGCAGGAGCAAUCGUUGAGUCUUGCUGCUGCAGCGGGUGAUCAACUCGCUCGAGCGGCAGCUUUUGCGAAUCUAGGUCGACUCCAUCAUCUGUGCGGGGACCUGCCACGCGCUCUGAGUUAUCUGCAGUCUGGUCUAUCCCUGUCUGAAGGCUUGGGUAGAAGGGAAGAAGCCGCCAGAUUGAGACACAGACUCGGUCUUGUGCAUUGGGAAGCAGGAGAAGCAGUCAUCUCUGUAGAACACUUAGAGAAGGCUGCGAAUCUCUUAGAAUCAUUGGAUGGAACCUCUGUGUCCCUUUCUUGUGGUCAACCCAAUAGAGCUGAGUUGCUAUCAGAAACAUAUAGGAUGUUGCAAAAGGUAUUAAUCAAUCUAAACCGAGCAGAAGAGGCUUUGAAUUGGGCGGAAAGAUCCAGAAGAUCCAAGAAUAAUUCCUUGGACGAUGCAGCUCACUAUUCCGAAAUUAUUGAUCGACAACGCGGGAUUAUCUUGUAUUAUAGCGAGGUGGGAUGUGAUUUGCAUGCGUGGUGCUUAGCUCCAGGACGUGGAUUAUUACGAUUUCAUUCCGCCACAUUGGACGAUGGGGUAGGUCUAGAAAAGAGGAUCCUUCAAGCACGCGAAGCACUCUUGGACGAGAGUAAUGAGCUUAUUGAGGAAUCCACUAAAAUCCCGUCGAGGGGUCAUCACUUGAACGCCAGUUCCUACAGUUUAAGUAGCCUCUUCAGCGUCGGCUCCGUGAGUUCUCGCGCCGGUAGCGCUCGUUGGGGACGAGGCACGAAAGGACCUACAUGGCAGGCGCCAUUGCCGAUACAGGUCCUUUACGAUCUUCUUCUUGCCCCGUUCGAGGAUCUGUUACCACCGCCGCGAAAGGAAUUGAUCAUGGUGGUGGAGAAGUCUCUCUACUUGGCGCCAUUCCCGGCUUUACAAUCCAAUCCAGGCGAGGAUUAUCUGUGCGAGAGAUUUUCGUUGUUGGUGGUACCAUCUCUUGCGGCGCUCAGAAAGAGAUCUAAGACGCCUGUACUGGAAGGUGGUGCUACCGUGGCUGCGUUGGUUGUCGGAAAUCCUGUUCUGCCGGAAGAUGUCCGAGAGGAAUAUGGAUGGGCCGAGAGCGUCGCUUCUACUGAGACCGAGUCGGAAAUAGUCGCUGAAUUGUUGGAGGCUCGUGCAAUGACUGGACUGGAAGCGACUAGAUCGAUGGUACUGCGGUCUCUACCGGAUGCGGAAUGCGUCCAUUUGACAGUGCCAGUCUUCUGGAAUACCGGCAAUCUAGCGUUCUCGCCUGAUCAGUGCGAAGAGCCGUCCGAAAAACCGGAGUAUCUGAUAAAUCAAGCAGAUUUACUCAGGCUAAAGAUGUCCGCUCGUUUAGUGGUCGUAUCCAGCGGUCACAGUUGGAGUAACGUAGAUUGCACAAAUGCUACGUCAGACGGCAUACAGAAUCUUGCUAAAACUCUGUUGAACUCGGGCGCGCAAUGUGUGCUCAUAGGAAUGUGGGCAGUACCACCGACCGCCGGCAGUAUCUUGUUGCGAGCGUUUUACAGCGCGAUGUUGCAGGGUGCGAGAGCAUCACGUGCGUUAGCCGAGGCGAUGCAAACUGUCCAGCAUACCAGACAUUUUGCUCACCCUGCUAACUGGGCCGGUUGGCUGCUUAUCGGUGGAGAUGCGAGAUUGUCCAACAAGGUCGCGCUUAUGGGUCAAGCAUUGGCAGAAUUAUUACGUGGUGGUCCCGAACAGAGCAGGGAUGCACUGCGAGUGACGCUUCAUCUGGUAGAGAAAUCGUUACAGAGAAUUCAUCGCGGGCAGAAGAACGCUAUGUAUACGACUCAGCGCAGUAUCGAGAACAAGGUAGGCGCGGCCACCGGUUGGCGAGAACUUCUGAUGUCCGUGGGAUUUAGAUUCGAGCCGGCCGGUAACGGUAUACCGUCCUCCGUGUUCUUCCCGCAAAGUGAUCCUGAAGAAAGGCUGACGAGGUGCAGCGCUAGCUUACAAGCUCUGCUGGGAUUAGGUCAAUCGUCAUUGCACGCUUUGGCCAGGCUCUUACAAGUGCCAGAAGCCGCAGAAGACGUUAUCGCUGCCAUGAGAAGAGCCAGCUGCGCCACAGAAGGACAAGAAGUUGUAUUGCCUGUACAUGUUUGGAGAGCAUCUGGAUCACACGAACUAUUCGCUAGCUUAGGUUUCGAUUUAAUGGAAGUUGGGCAGUCUGAAGUGAUACUGAGAACAGGCAAACAAGCUUCACGUAGAGCCGUCCAAUUUGCUCUUCAAGCUCUCCUUGCAUUAUUUGAUACACAGGAAGCACCAAAAAGUCUUAGUUUAGAUUCAGGCAGUUCAAUGGAGAGCUUAGCUUCUGUGGCCCAUACCGAAAAAAAUCUUGUAGAACGGCCGCGAUUAGGAGGAGCCUUUGCAAGUUACGUACGACAUCGUGGCGAACCAGACGGGAAGACAAUGGAACCACCGAAUGUUUUGAUACCAACAUCGCGACAACCAUGUCAAAAUGGUGGAGGUGAAUCAGACGUGGCGUUUACACCUAGCCCUCCUGUAGCGCUUAACUUAAACCAUCAGACUCGUAUCCGAAAUCUUUAUCCCGAUCAGAAUCCGGUAAGGCCUGGCUCGAGCUCGAGCAGUUCGGUAACAGAUUGGGAUAAUGGCCAUGCCACCGUAUUAAGACGGCAACCGUUACCGCCGUUACCGGCUAACGUGUUGGAAAGAUUGAGUGUGAGGACGGAGAUCGGCACAAAUUCGUUGAGGAAACCACGACAUUCCGUGACGGUGAACGAGGACAUUUGCAAUACGCAGACCGACACGACGCAAUCCACGGAGACGCAUCCGCCAAAUUUGAGGAACCUGGCAACUUCCCUGACGAGUCUGACGCGCGAACUCACACCUACGAUCUCGGAGGUGUAUCACGAGCGAAAUUUGGGACUAGGUUUAGCGCCGUCCUUGUCGAAAUUACUGGAAGAGGUUGGCGCAGUGUCCGAGAAUGAGGAAUCACAAUCGGCAAAGACGAUAGGCCACAGCCAGACGCAGAAUUGGAUACAAAAUGAGUCGGAGCUCUGCCGGAGAGAUGAGGCCGAUGGUAGAUCUAUCGCAGAAUCACAGUGCAGUGCCGCCAGUUCGAACAAAAUACCUCGGAAAGCUCCCGCGCCGCCAAUAUAGAUUAUUUAUAUUUAUAAGUUAAAAUGUAAUUUCAUGGAGUAUAGUACUGGGUACCAAAGAAUGGGAAACACAUAUCGGAAAACAAGUGGUUGUGUUGUAGCCACAGCAGGGCCGAUAGAAAAAAAAAAAAAAAAACAAUCGACGGAGAGCGUGGUGCAAACGCGUAUUAACUUGCCAAUGUAUUUCUUGGUAUUCGAGAUGAAAACCUGAAAGAAUAUCUUAGGAACCAUAAAUACCUUAACACUCGCUAGACGCACAUAUUUGCAUACGUCUGUUUUUUCAUAUGUUGAAGCUCGUGAUAUAACGAGUUUUAUAUACGUACAAGGAUGAAAUAAUCUCGCUAAUAAGCGCUAAUAUGCUCAAGUAUAAUUUUAAUAAUAAUCCGUCCAAAUGUUUAAUUAUUAACAUUCUUAAUGUAGCAAAAGAUGACUGUUCAUAGAGUUUGGAUGUUCAAUGAGCUAAAAGAAUCAAUCUCUUUAUAUUUGCUAUCAUUUAUGAUGGAUAUGCUUAAUAAAUAGUAUUUAGCCGCAUUGACAUCCGAGUUCUAAUUUCUGCCUAUCAUAUUUCUUAUAAAUCAUGCGUUCUAAAUGUUCGUAGAGAACGCAAGAGUCAACUUGAAUUGACACUCCAUACUGCAUUUGUACUUUGCAACAUGCACACACAAAUAUGUAUUAUGUUAAUUAUAAGAGAAAUCUGUUAGAUAAAUACGUCUGUUAAAGCUUG
This is a messenger RNA of Solenopsis invicta (red fire ant), 8106 nucleotides long. RefSeq names its product tetratricopeptide repeat protein 28. The transcript has 16 exons. The record is from RefSeq and is a predicted model, not a curated record. Gene Ontology annotation, molecular function: protein binding. NCBI's taxonomy places the organism in Eukaryota, Metazoa, Arthropoda, Insecta, Hymenoptera, Formicidae. The coding region runs from base 1162 to 7383 and encodes 2073 amino acids.